UCACAACGUGGCUGGGAAACUGCAACUGUAGCAAGGAUGUUCAUUUAUUCAUUAUUUAAACUAGACCUUCAUAUCCCUAGAGCUUCUGUCAGUGUUCGCAAUCAUUGCUACAGAACUUCCUUCAGCUAAUCAGCCAAGAAAAGUCGGGUCUUGAGUAAAGUGCCCUUGGCACCAGAGUCGCGCCCGUACUUCCAGCCCAGAUUUCAGAGGAUAGGCCGUGGCUGUAAACCAGCAUUUCUUUUCACUAAAUUCGGCUUUAUUCCAUGGAAGUAAGGUGGCCAAAAGCUAAGCGUACUGUACCAGAAUUCGUGGCCAGCGUGAAGUAAUAUCGUCCCAUUUCACAUGAAAAUGUUGGUGUUUUAAACUCGACCAUACGAAAAUCAUAGUGAAGAAGAGCAAUCGCAUGUCACGACAAUGAACAACACUGUUAUAUCCUAACCACGAGGUUGAUCAAACACAAGGUCCAGGCUCGAAGGACAGCGAUGGCCGGGGAAAGUUCUUCGGCAAAAGGGGAAACGGAGGAGAGGACGGUGCCUGACGGAGGAUGGGGAUGGAUGGUCGCCCUCGGCUGCUACGUAAUGGUGGUAACGCUGCCCGGCAUGUCCCUUAGUUUUUCCAUCCUUUUUUCGACCUUCCUGCUGGACCUGGGCGUGUCCUCGACAACCACAGCCUGGAUCUUUAACUCUCAUCUAUUACUGUGGAAUUUGGUGGGUCCGCUAACAGGUCCUCUCACGACAGAGUUCGGGUUCCGGAAAGUCAGCAUGAUCUGUACUGGCGCUGGCGCCACGUGCUUGGUCUUGUGCUCUUUUGCUACCUCGGCAGAAUUCCUCCUUGUAGCAUUUGGCUUGGGUGGAUUGUUCGGAGGUCUGGGGUGCAAGCCGUGUUACUUGAUUAUCGCUCACUACUUCAAGCGGCGUCGCGGUCUGGCCACGGCUAUCAUGAUGGCAGGCAUGUGUACGGGGCAGUUUGCAGGACCUCCAUUAAUUCGCCUUUUGCAAGAAACUUACGGCUUCAGGGGCGCCACCCUCAUCGUCGGCGGCAUAAUGCUUCACAGUGUGGCCGGAGCUGCACUUUUCCAGCCCGUUCAGUGGCAUAUGAAGAAAGGAACGACGUCGAAGGAGCUGAGAAAACAAGAGACACCAGCAGACAAACAGGAAGAUUCGUCACUAAUUAACCCUCCACCAACCGUUCCACAAGUACCACUACCGCUCCGGAAUAAAAGGCUUCGACAAGUGAGCGAGUCCUCCGCGUCCUUACACCUAUCCACGGUGGAUAUAUCUGGAUAUCCAACGAUUUGCGAAGAAGACGCAGACAAUUAUGGCUCGGAGACGUCUCAAGAUAAUCCGAAGACCGGUGGUGCUUGGAUCCUAAUCGGCCGCGUCCUUCGCUCGACAAUUACUGACUUGAAAAUCCUAAAAUCUCCACCAGCCCUGAUUAUCGCGUUAGGAGGCCUCCUGUCCCAGAACGGCUACCUCAACUUCACGCUUAUGAUGCCCUUCGCCGUACAGGACCAUGGGUAUACGCUGCAGGAUGCGGCCUGGUGUGUGUCUGUAGCUGGCAUAUGCAACCUAGUGGCUCGACUCGGCACAACGACUCUGUCUGACUGCUCUUGGUUCAACAUGCGGCUGGUCUACGUACUUGGCGCUUGUAUCUUUGGCUCUGCUUCCCUCAUUUUCACCUUCGUGACAGACAUCAAGUGGAUGAUGGCAGUAGCGGGCGUGUGGGGUUUCGGCGUGGGCGUGAACAUCUCUCUCUUCACCCUGGUGAUGGCCCGCAUCGUAGGCGUGGAGAACUUGGCUGCUCUCCUCGGAGCUUCCUCUCUGCUUGUAGCAUUUGGAUUCAUCACGCUGGGACCUCUUAUAGGACUGAUCCGUGACGUAAGCAGAAGUUACGACGUAGCCAUUUGGGUUAUGGUGGCCGAGGUGUUUCUCUUCGUCCUCCUGUGGCUCUGCAUGCCGGCAGCUAUUAGAUACGAACGCAAAGCGAAAGAGGGAAGCGAAGAGCACAACACUGAUAGCCAGAAUGUAUAACUAUACCUUCUGCCUCAUUUCAAGACAUAUAUGCAAGUCUCUGCUAAUCUGGAUAUUUAGUGGUUAAAAGGACUAGUUAUUCAGUUACAGAUCUGUUGUUAAGGAGUAUGUAUAAACCAAAAUGUUUGAAUAAAGUUUAUUAUAAAUAUUA
Messenger RNA from Penaeus vannamei (Pacific white shrimp), 2181 nucleotides. Lineage: Eukaryota; Metazoa; Arthropoda; Malacostraca; Decapoda; Penaeidae. The record is from RefSeq and is a predicted model, not a curated record.